AAUUACGCUGAACUGAAUCUUCUACGUCAAAAUCAUUUCUAAAACCCUAGACAAAACCCGAGCUUUUCCCCCAAAUUCCACACAAACGCAAUAACAAUGGCUUGGCGUGGUUCGCUUUCCAGAUCUCUCGUCUCCACGGCAAGGGCUUCCGCCUUCCGCUCUUCGCCGCCACUCUCAGCUCCAACCCGCCUCCUUCCUUCCCCGAUCGUCGCCCCUCGCCUCCGGCCCCGCCGCUUCUCCUUCUCCAACCCCAGGACAUUGGGGGAACUUGGAUGUGCGCAUUCAUUGCUUCCACUGAGUAGCAUGGCGGGAGUACAUCUGACUUCACAUUUGGCUCUCAACGUUCGGGCUUUCUGUGAGCUGUCCCAUGGUACUUGAACGUAUUUUUGGUUCUUGCGCAAAAAGAGCUCAAAGAUCUGGGUCUUGUUCAUUAGGGGUGGAACUUUCCCUCAUUACAUAGGAAAAACGAAUAAAGAUAUGGCAUUCCCUUCUUUCCUCCUUGCCUUUGCAGACUGAAUUGCAUUUACUUGCUUAAUAUCUUGAAUUCCGAGACACUCAAACUGCUGCAUUUUUCACGCAUGCAUAUAUGCUUGACCUGUAUAUUAAGAUUUGAUUCAUCACGCUCUUUCAAA
This is a messenger RNA of Salvia splendens (bonfire salvia), 632 nucleotides long. RefSeq lists its product as uncharacterized. The record is from RefSeq and is a predicted model, not a curated record. The coding region runs from base 97 to 378 and encodes 93 amino acids. The transcript has 3 exons. NCBI's taxonomy places the organism in Eukaryota, Viridiplantae, Streptophyta, Magnoliopsida, Lamiales, Lamiaceae.